AUGCAGAGAGGACAACGCAGAGCAAAUGCUGGGCUUCUAUUGUUGUUUGCCCAGUUGUAUCAGUUUGGUUUUAAUAACAUCCCUCCUGUGACUUUAGUCCUGCUUGGACUUAAUAUUUAUCUAUUUUUAAACCCCAUGAAACCACUGCUUUAUGUUUGUAUCAGUGUACAUGAAGGCUAUGAUCACAGAGACUGGGAACGUUUACUUUUCUCACCUUUCCACCAUGCUGAUGACUGGCAUCUAUAUUUUAAUAUGGUGUCACUCUUAUGGAAGGGAACAAAACUGGAGCGGAGGCUGGGAAGUGUGUCAUUUGCUGUCAUAAUUGCAACCUUCUCACAACUGAUUGGCGUGGUUUAUGUUCUGAUUCAGUUACUCCUGGCUGAAAGUAUGGAUGACCCAUCCUAUAAGAUGCAGUGUGCUGUGGGAUUCUCUGGGGUACUUUUUGCUUUAAAAGUUCUGAAUAAUCAUUAUCACCCUGGAGGCUCAACCAGCGUAUUUGGAUUACAAGUUCCUAACAAGUAUGCUUGCUGGGCCGAGCUAGUAGCAAUUCAUAUACUUUCUCCAGGGUAAGUAACUUAAUGUUAUAUCAUCUUUAUUUGUCUUGCUAUAUAAUUUUCCUAAAUGCGUGUUUUGCAUCUUACCCAUAGAGUAACAUUUUCAUCAUUAAAGGCUAAUCCAUACCAAAUUUGUUUAAAGAAAGUAGAAAGAUAGAGACAUUAUUAUUA
Staurois parvus is the source of this 725-nucleotide messenger RNA. Lineage: Eukaryota; Metazoa; Chordata; Amphibia; Anura; Ranidae. The record is from the annotation of a GenBank genome assembly.